AUGCCUCGUCCAAAGCGCACAAAGGUCGCGCCCUCUGCGCCUGCCCCGCGUGUUAGAAAGGCGGCCCCCCAAAAAACCACACCCGCUGUCAACACAGCUGUUAGUGCUCCGAAAGCACAGUUCGAUGACCUGUACGAUGUCAGCGAUCCCGAGGACCGAGGAGUGAGGACUGUGCGACCUGUUAAGAAGGACAAUGGCAAAGUCAAGGGAAAGGCAGCUGUGGAAUCGCAGUUGGGCAAUAGGGAAAAUAGCAUGGUUUCCCCCAUCGAAGAUAAUGGUUCUGACGAUAUUGAGCAUGGAUCAAAAAGUCCUGAGAUCGAGGUUGGACGGAGAGAGAGGAACACGCCUGCCGUGGAAAAUUCAUCGCUUGCAAUUGGGAACUUCAGAAGAAGAGCGCGUCAACCGAGCAUCCUCGGUCGCGGUGCUGGGCGAGCGCGAUCUAGUAGUGUUGAAUCGAAUCUGGCAGACGACAACGGUCUUACAGGUGUGGGCAGGACGAAUACAUCACUUUUAGCUACCGGCAAUUUUAAAAGACGACCGCGACAGAAUAGUAUUCUGGGACGAGAUACAACGGCAAUAGCACCGAGCAGUAUGGGUCUAGAGAUAAGCACACCUGCGAAGGUUGGUUCAGCAUUGAAACUUGGCAACUUCAAGAGGAGGGCGAGGGCACCAAGUAUUCUUGGAACGGCUCAAAAGGCGCGGCAGCAGCCAGACUAUGACGAUGAAGACGAAGAUGAUUUCAAUCCUGAAGAUGAGUCGACGCCGUUGAAUAAAACCAAGACGAGGAACUUGACGAGCUCUUCAUCUGCAUCAGCGUCAAAUUCAAAGAAGCGCAAAUUACCAUCAGUUCAGGCCCCUCAAUCAACUCCCAUUUCGCGUUCUCCUGAAGCAGAUGAGGAUGAGGAACGCAUACCUGCGACUGUAUCCGUAAUCAAUGACGGAGAAGAACAUGAGGAGAAUCAUGCGCCGUCUUCACCGCAAGAACCUCCUAUGUCUCAUGUCGAAUCACGCUCCGUAACUCCCGAGCCCAUGAGCGAGACCAUGGCACCACCACAAGGUAGUAGUUCUGUCGCUUCUAGCCCUGAACCUCCCUUGCCAACAAGAAGACCUGUCUCCCGCGGCCGGCGGCAAUUGAGAGGCAGUACACCCCCACCAGCAACAUUAGACUCUCCCAUAUCCUCUCCACCAUCUCUGACACACUCUCCAAAUCGACUCUACAUGACCGCAAAGCCAAAAGGAAAGAAGGAAGCGCCACCUACAAGUACCUUCUCUACGGCUCAGCUACAAGCUCUCCUUCCACGAAGACGGCGGCAAACGACCCGUGACCCCUUCGACAUUCCGACCUCGGAAGACGAAGCCGAAGAAACCAACCUCGCGUCUGAUGAGGACGAGCUAUCUCAUAUGAAUGUCCGCGCACGAAAUCGACGAAGCGUCUUUGCAAGAACCCCUGCACCAUCCAAAAAAACCACCCAGGCAAAACGACCACCGAAGUCAAAUACCAAACAGACAUAUGCUUCUCGUGCAACAGUAACAUCCGACAAAGAGAACGAGGUUGAUCCAGACGAUAGCUUGGCGCCUUUGCCGGACAAUGAUGGUAAUGCAAGUCCGGAGAAUAGUCAGGAGAUGGAGGAGAGACUAGGAAAGGAGUUGAAGAAGGCGGCGAGGAAAUUCCAGGAGGUUGACAAGUGGGAGUUGGAGUUUGAGGAUGUUACUGGCAGUAGCUCACCCAAGGACGCUCGGUGA
Molecule: messenger RNA, 1743 nt
Organism: Lachnellula hyalina
Lineage: Eukaryota; Fungi; Ascomycota; Leotiomycetes; Helotiales; Lachnaceae
Exons: 2
Coding region: 1-1743 (580 amino acids)
Source: RefSeq, a predicted model, not a curated record